This is a messenger RNA of Haliaeetus leucocephalus (bald eagle), 1252 nucleotides long. RefSeq names its product cytohesin 3 (gene CYTH3). Bases 56 to 1252 code for a protein of 398 amino acids. The record is from RefSeq and is a predicted model, not a curated record. The transcript is spliced from 13 exons. Gene Ontology annotation, biological process: regulation of ARF protein signal transduction. NCBI's taxonomy places the organism in Eukaryota, Metazoa, Chordata, Aves, Accipitriformes, Accipitridae. Gene Ontology annotation, molecular function: guanyl-nucleotide exchange factor activity.
CCCCGGGCCUCCCUCAGCCGCGGCCGUUGCGGAGUGCCCUGCCUGCGGCCCCAACAUGGACGAAGAGGGCGGCGGAGGUGGCGGCGUGCCUGAUGACCUCUCCAUAGAAGAAAGAGAAGAGCUUUUAAAUAUUCGUCGCAGGAAAAAAGAACUGAUUGAUGAUAUUGAGAGAUUAAAGUUUGAAAUUGCUGAGGUUAUGACAGAAAUUGAUAAUCUGACUAGUGUAGAAGAAAGCAAAACUACACAAAGAAAUAAGCAAAUAGCCAUGGGAAGGAAGAAAUUCAACAUGGACCCUAAGAAGGGAAUACAGUUUCUGAUAGAAAAUGACCUCCUGCAGAACACUGCAGAAGACAUUGCACAGUUCCUUUAUAAAGGAGAAGGAUUAAAUAAAACGGUAAUUGGAGAUUACCUCGGUGAAAGAGAUGAAUUUAAUAUUAAAGUUCUUCAGGCUUUUGUUGAACUCCAUGAGUUCGCUGAUCUCAAUCUUGUACAAGCCUUAAGGCAGUUUCUGUGGAGCUUCAGACUCCCAGGAGAGGCUCAAAAAAUUGAUCGUAUGAUGGAAGCUUUUGCUUCACGCUAUUGCCUUUGUAACCCAGGAGUCUUCCAGUCUACAGAUACAUGCUAUGUGCUUUCAUUUGCGAUCAUUAUGUUAAAUACCAGUCUGCACAACCACAAUGUAAGAGAUAAACCAACAGUAGAGAGGUUUAUUUCUAUGAAUCGUGGAAUUAAUGAAGGUGGAGACCUUCCAGAAGAAUUACUACGGAAUUUAUAUGAAAGUAUUAAGAAUGAGCCGUUUAAAAUUCCAGAGGAUGAUGGAAAUGAUCUAACGCAUACAUUUUUUAAUCCAGAUAGAGAAGGUUGGCUGCUGAAAUUAGGGGGAAGAGUAAAAACGUGGAAACGGAGAUGGUUUAUUCUGACUGAUAAUUGCCUGUAUUACUUUGAAUACACAACAGACAAAGAACCUAGAGGAAUUAUUCCGUUAGAAAAUCUUAGCAUAAGAGAAGUUGAAGACCCUAGAAAACCAAACUGCUUUGAGCUCUAUAACCCCAGUCAUAAAGGUCAAGUAAUUAAAGCAUGUAAAACUGAAGCUGAUGGUAGAGUGGUGGAAGGCAACCAUGUAGUGUACAGAAUAUCUGCUCCCACCCCAGAAGAAAAGGAAGAGUGGAUUAAAUCUAUCAAAGCAAGUAUCAGCAGGGAUCCCUUUUAUGAUAUGCUGGCAACAAGGAAACGAAGAAUUGCAAAUAAGAAAUAG